CUCACCCUCCGCGUGCACGAACGAGUCAGUCUCUGCGCCGCUGCCACCCGAAACACAGCUCUCUCGGUCAACGCCAACCCCAAAUCUUCACUCAGUCAGAACAGGCUAACCAAACCACGCACUUUACAAUCUUAGUCGCGGUUAUUGAGAGAGGCAGAGACGUGUCAAGUGGUCCUCUCUCUCUCUCACACACACAAUCAGCUCGACUGGCUGCUGAAGUUGCGGCGGUAAAAGCGCUCGUGCAGGUCACCAAAAGAUGAGGCAGUAAGGGAAGUUUUGCGGCAGAGGAAGCGAGCGUGGCCAAAGUGGGAUCGUCGUCGGAGCAGACUGCGGUGUCCGUGAUGGCGGACCACGGCGAGCGGAUCCGGCUGGUGAUCCUGGGCGGCGCCGGCGUUGGCAAGAGCUGCAUCAUCAAGCGCUUCCUCUUCGGCACCUACUGCGACAGGUACAAGUCCACCGUCGAGGACCUCUACUACAGGGAGUACGACCUUGGAUCGGUCACGCUAAAGGUGGACAUGCUGGACACGUCAGGCGACCUGCAGUUCCCCGCGAUGCGCCGUCUGUGCAUCGCGACGGCGCACGCCUUCCUGCUGGUCUACUCGGUGACGUGUCCGGCGUCGCUCGAGUCGGCCAAACGGUGUCUGGACGAGGUGCGCGAGCAGCGUGCAGACUUCCAGGAAAUCCCGAUCGUGCUGGCCGGCAACAAAAUCGACAUGCCCGCCGUGCACCGUGAGGUGCGCAUGGACGACGUCACCAACUGGCUCUACUGCGAAAUGCCAAAGUUGAGAGUGAAAGUGAUGGAGUGCUCAGCGAAGGAGGACAGGAACAUCAAGGAGGUGUUCCGCAGCUACCUGACGCUGUCGAAAAUCAUUCCUGCGACGGAGGGCGGCGAGUCGAGCGCGGCGGGGGCCAGCGGGGGCAGUGGGGGCGGCGGAGGCCUGAAGAGGCGGUCGAGCGCGUACGUGAGCAACAAGGGCAACCGCAGGUCGGUGAGUCCGGCUGUGGGGGCGGGCGACGAGGCGGCUGGCGGCUCGUCGUCCAGCCUCGAGCCCACCGGCUUCAGCCGUUUCAAGCCGCGCAGCCGCUCGCUCAUCCGCCGCUCCAGCCGCAAGGCCAAGCAGCAGAUGCGCGACGCCAACGACGACUGCCACGUCUCCUAGACUUUAAUUUAGACAUGUAAAAAUAAAUAAAAAUUCCGAGGUCGCCAUACGACAAACGAACGAACGCACGUGAAAUAACCAGUGUGGCUGCAUAAAUUUCAAUGACACACACACACAAACAAACAAAAAAAUUGUACACCCAGCAAGGUUUUCGAACAACGCGAAUCGAUGUUUUUUGCUCCUCAUUUUUUGGUGUCGGCUGUCAACGUCUCGAUUCGAUAAUUUUGUGUCUUGUUCUGGGAAAAUAUUAUCAGAAAAAACUGGGUUUCUUAUAAAAAGUUCAGACGUGCUGCUGGAAAUUGAAAAUAUGUCCACGCAUAUAGUAAUAAAUACAAUAAAAUUUAUAAAAAGCAAAGAUCCUAAAAAGUGCCAAAAAUACGAAUUUUUUUAAUAAAGAAAAUAACAAUUUAAGGUCGGGAUACAAUUUUCUUGCUGAUUUUAAAUUUAAUUUUGGAAAUUUUCGUAUUAAUUACUGCUGAUUUAGUAAUAAAAAUCUUAAUAUAAAAUAAAAUUUAUCAAAACCGGCUCCAUCAAAUCGAUUAGUUUUAAGCCAAUAAAUUAAAGACCGUCUUUGACGAAAUUUCUGAGCACACCAAAUGAUUCUUGAGGGUCGAAUUGGGUAAAAUGGUGCUUUUUCCGACCAUAAAGUGCAGCACGACCUUUUCCCGCCAAAACAAUAUGAACCUGGUUUAUUUGUGACAAAUGCGCAGGUUGAUAUUGUUUUGGCGGGAAAAGUUCUACUUGAGCUACGCACGUCGUGCUGCAAUUUUUGGUCGGAAAAAUAUAUAAUUUACCUAAUUCGACCCUCAAGAAUCGAUUGGUGUGCUCAGAAAUUUCGUCAAAAACGAUCUUAAGCAUCAGAAAUUAAUUUUACAUCUCGCAGUUCCCUAAAAUAGUAAAUUAACAGUGGGGGACAUCUGUUCGUGGCUCAAAAUACAAAGUUAUUUUCUAAAUUGGCAAAUUAUAGGAUAAAACAAAAUUUCUUCUUUAAAAACUGACCAUUCCAACCAUUUUUACUACUUUGUAUUUUAUAAUAAGCCACAAAUAAGACAAAUGGAUUUGUAAAAAUAUAAAUCUUGGCCUUUCAGAGUCAAAAUAUUUUUAUUUAUCUAUCUAUUUACUAUUUAUUUAUUUUGUAAAUUCAAUAGCAAUUUUUUUUAUUAAUUUAUCAUCAGCAACAAAUUUAAUAUGAACUUUUUGUAAGAAAAUUUCAGUUAGGUUUACUUCCAUUUUAAAAUCACCCGAAUUCCGAACAGAGAACGUCGGCAGUGGUGCCGCAAACGAACUAUAAUUAUGCCUGGAACGUUGAAAACGCGGCCAACAGGGUAGAUUGGUAAUUUUAUCCGAGUGACGCAGGCACGAGUUGGGAUUAUCCACGGCGCAAAGUGUUCAUUUUGAAAUACUGAUUGGACGGCAGCAAGCAAUUUAUGUGGUAAUUAUUUCGAGGAAACGCGCACAAUCGUUUGUAAAUCUCUCUUUCGAACCUCUUCGUGCUUUCACAUAAUAUUGCACCAGGAAAAAAAUAUUGAUCAAAUAGCAAUUGACAUAUGGACGAAAUGAUAAUAUAUUAUCCAAUUGAUGCGGGAGUAAUUUUAAUAAUUAAUCAAAUUAUUUAUUAAUUUUAGAGUUUCUUUUUAUUAUUUAUGGCCGAUAAAAAAGAUUUGAAUAUUAAGAAAUCUCACAAAUUUUUAUUUUUUAUCAUUUUCAAAACAUUCCUGGUUUAUGUUUCUUUUCAGGAAGUUCUAAGUUAUUAAUGAUACCACUGAAUUUGGUCAUUUUAAAUUAAACUCUAGUUGAAAUUUUCCCCCUCAUCCCCAAACUCAAAAUAGAAAUAACUAAAUUAUAUUUAUGCGGGCCAUUGUAUUGGAUUAAAUAAAAUUAACAAAAAAUAUCGAACAAAUAUUUUCCUUAUUUAAAUUCCAUUUCUAUCUACAGAACAGAUUUUCCUAGCUUUUAAUGCCAAUAGGCGCUCUUCUCCUUCUCCACGAAAAAGAUAAACUCGAAAUUCGGGUCUAAGCGUUGCCAUAAUUCACGUCGUUCCCGGCAAAAGCGGUUCCGAUCAAUUUUCUCAGCACAAACUGCAGCGCAUCCUUCACAGCGAAAAAGCAGCAGCAGCUUCUUCCCUCUCUGUGAAUAAUUUUCGCAAUUUUCACCCUCUUGGCGCACCCCCUUGGGACGAAAAACUCAUGAAAUUCACAAACAGCAGCUGCCCGGGGGUUUAUCUUCUCAUAAUGGAAAAUACACCUCGUGGCGCGGCGAUGAAUGCGAAAUAAUAAUUUGGCAGCCACCCCCUUUAAAAACAUUGUUAAAUUUGCAUUUGGAUGAGUUUAACGGAUGGCUGGUGGAAUGGUAGAUUGCGUUGCACUCACACACUCGACGCUGUUGUUUGAUCGACUUGUCAAACGAGGUCGAAACCCUUCACUCCCUGUUUACAUGGAAAUUUAUUGUUGCUCGAGUGCAACGGCCUUUGAAGAGAGCACUGACAAUGGCUUCAUUAUUGAAUUGUCAUCGUCCGAGCGCCGACGAUGCGUUCACAAAAGACUAAUUGAUUUUAAUUAAAAUCAAAUGCAUUAACUCUACUUGCUUCAAAUUGGAAAAAAUGAAUUUAAACGGUAGAAUUGAUUCAAAUUAGUUAUUUUUUUAUAUUUUAUUAAGUUUAGGAUCCUAUACAUAAGAUUUUAAAUUUUUUUGCUAUCUUAUUAUAAUUUAAAUCUGUAUCUGUGCGGUAAAUGAAACAUGGAGUAAUUUUUGAAGAGUAUCACGGUAAUCAUUAUGAAAAUCCAGAUUAAUUUAUUUUAUACUUAAAAAGAUAUAUUUCACAAAAAGAAUUUUAGAUAUUUAACAAAAUAAUUGCAAAAAUGACAAGAAGUGGAAAAAUAAACACGUUUUAAAAUAAUACAAACUAUUUAAACGAGAAUUAAAAUUAGAAAAUAUUCUUAAAUCUUAAAUUUAAAAAAAAGAAAGUUUAAAGAGCAGUUUUAAGGGUGCUUAGCUAAUGUUAAAAUACAAAAUUCCAGAAUUAAUCAAGUAUCCAAGAGUACUGAAAAUCCAGGAGCUUUAAUUUUGUAUAUCUUUUCCUUAAAAUAUAAUAUUCGAGAGUACACUGCUGAAAGAACCCACUUUAAUAUUUCGCCGCGCAAGUAAAAAAUAAUUUUGUCCAAAAAAAGCAGGAAAAUUACUUUAAAAGCGUUUUUUUAUUAUUAUUAGUAUUUUGAGAGCAAGCAGAGCACUCAGUUUAUAAUGACCUUAGCCUCUCGCGCGGCCGGGAUUUUCUUAUUCAAAACUCACCGCGUAGAGUUCGGAAUAAAAGCUCGUCCCCAAGCAGUCAUUUGCUGCGGAGAAAGUUGAGUCUUUUCGAUUGCGCAAAAGUUUGUGUGCGAAACUCAAUUUUUCGUCGCGGCGCGCGUAAAAGCCUCCUGGAAACACUUUUAAAGUCGUGGAAAUGGGCGAGCGAGCGCGUAAUGAAAUAUGAAUUGUGCGCGCCAAAGAGGUCAAAGAAAUAAUAAACGAGAGAGAGAGAGAGAGAGAGAGAGAAGAGGGACGCUUAAAAUUCGCGUAUUUCUCGUCGCAAAAGGCAGCCUUGAAGUUCUUAAUUGAAAAGCGGCCCUUUUGUCUGCAAUAAUUGUUUUUCGCCAAACAAACGAGGCGGCUAUUGAGUUUAAUUAUGCAAACAUUUCGCUACUAAUCGAUUAAACCUUCAGAAAAGCGGGGAAGCUCUGGAAUUGUGUACGGAAAGAUUCGUUUGAUGGACAUGCGUGUGUGGCCGGCAUCAACGGGUAAAUUUCCGCCGCCAUAAAAGAAGCGUUUCCGGGAAAUGCUCUCAGCGGAUUUGUCGCUGGAGUGCUUUGUUAAUGACUUUGCAAAGAGAAAUAUCCGGUUUAGCGGUAUCACAGGAGACUCAAUCAAAUUAAAAACAGAAAACUUUGGAUUGGAGACUGCAGAAAUUGAUUAAUUUCGAAAGAAACAAUACCAUUGACAAAAAAGCCUCUAAAAUUUUGAUUGGCGGUAAAAUUAUCGGUUUUUUUUUAUUAAAGGAAUAAAAUACAAACUAGAAAAUCCUGUCUGAUUAACCAUAAAUUCAAAUUGCAUAAAAAUAAAUAAAAUUAUAGUUGCUAAAUUAUUGCCUAUCCUUUGCUUUUCAAACUCUAGUUUAGCACGAUAAAAAUUUAAAAUAAAAAAUCCACAUUUUGAAGGCCUACAAUAUUCCUCUGCUCCCAAAAAUAUAUUAAAUUUUAUUUUAAACAAUGGCUUUGGAGGUAAUUUAAAAAAAACAAAUCACAAACAUACACAAAACAACAAGGCAAAUUUGCAAUUAGUUAAACAAAAGUAAGGUCCAGUCGCAAUAAAGACAAAAAAAUUGCUCAUCAUCCUCGUUUUGUCUUUUUGUGACUUUAAAAAACUAAUUUCUAGCUUUUGCUGAGGGUUUUUUCUUUAUUAAAAGUCUCCACUCUGAAGCCAACGUUUCUCUCUUCCUUCAAAUCAUGAUCAUAUUUCACUAGAAAUUCAAAUUUCCGGCGUACCAAAUUUAAAUAAAGCCCCAAAGCGACCAAAAACAGAAUUUCAGCAGGGACAAGCAAGGAUGAAUUUCGCGAUGCGCAAUUUGCACGCACGAGGAGCGGCAGUUGUUGGAUCGUGAAACCCGAUCGGGCGGCGCAUGGCAUUUGAAUUGCCAUCAAAUUAUCCGUCAUGCAUAAUUGAGUCGUGCAAUAGAGCGAAACUCGGCGGCCGUCCUCGUGUUGAUUCAUUGUGGCCGGGAUUAGCAAAGUCAGCGCUGACAGGUACAAAGUGGACGCGUCGCCGGCGCUAAUUACUCAUCGGCCCGCAAGCGAUUAGCCGAAAUUCUCUCUCCCCGUGGUCGGUCCAUUUUUAGUCUCUAUCAGGCCGCAGGUGGCUAUUGAUUAAACGUUACCACAGCAAAAAUAAAAAUAUUAUUAGCAUAAAAGGAAUUUUUGUAGCCAUUAAAUGUUAAUUUAAAAAUACAUUUUUGCGCAACAUAUUUACUCAAAGUUUGUUUUAAAUUUAAUUUUAAAUGUUCUCUUCAAUCUGAACCGACAUUAAUGCUAAAUUUACAUUUUGAUUGUGAGUUUUUUUUUGGUUAGAAAAAAAUAAUAAUAAUAAACGAGAGAACAGUUCUUAAAAUUCAUAGAAAAUAAAUUUCCCUUCGCUCUCGGAACUACUAGUGUUUUUCCCUUAAAUAAAAUACAAUUACAUCCCUCAGCCGCCCUUCCUUCCUAAACCGAUCGAGCGAAAAACAACAAAGCGCAGCCGCCUACACCUUAUGUUUCGCUAUGAAACUUUGCCGGGCGGAACGGUUGCGGUUUCACUACUGUUUGGUCAGUUGCUGCCUUUUCCCAGCGCAAGUGAAUUAUGAUUAGGCACCGUCCCAAG
Messenger RNA from Cloeon dipterum, 6548 nucleotides. RefSeq names its product GTP-binding protein Di-Ras2. The record is from RefSeq and is a predicted model, not a curated record. The transcript is spliced from 6 exons. Lineage: Eukaryota; Metazoa; Arthropoda; Insecta; Ephemeroptera; Baetidae. Gene Ontology annotation, molecular function: GTP binding; GTPase activity. Bases 342 to 1160 code for a protein of 272 amino acids.